UUCGGUGCUCAAAGGCGAGCGUCCCGGCGGACUUGCGGUUUUGGUUAAAAGGUCACCCGCGUCACGCAGUGAUGUGGGAGUUUGUAAUUGACUUGGUAGAAGGGCCGCCCGGUUCUGUCAGGACCUGUUUCUGUAUGUUCCUGCGUGGGAAGUUCGCUGACCAUCCGUAGCAGACUCCUCGCAGACAACCGGAGGGAGCCUGAGGGGUCGCUCUGGUGUACGACAUGGAGGGGUACAAUGAUUGAUGCCAGGUGUCAGCAUUGAAGCCAUGAGUGAGAAUAAAAUGGCAUCCUCUGAGUUUAGCUCAGGACCUGUGGAAAAAGCUGCCAAACCGCUGCCGUUUAAGGAUCCCAACUUUGUGCAUUCUGGCCACGGCGGCGCAGUGGCUGGCAAGAAGAGCAGAACCUGGAAGAACCUCAAACAGAUCCUCGCUGCUGAAAGGGCGUUGCCAUGGCAACUGAACGAUCCUAACUAUUUUAGUAUUGAUGCUCCUCCAUCCUUUAAGCCAGCUAAGAAGUAUUCUGAUGUUUCAGGCCUUCUGGCCAACUACACAGACCCUCAGAGCAAGCUGCGGUUCAGCACCAUUGAAGAGUUUUCCUACAUCCGCAGGCUGCCAUCCGACGUGGUCACAGGCUACCUGGCCCUGAGGAAGGCCACAAGCAUUGUUCCCUGAGCCUGGAAGUGGAGAGGGAAUGCGAAUGGCCUCAGAUCACACUGCGCUCUUGAUUUUGUUUCACAGAAACGAACAUUUCUAGUGUCAGUUUGAAACUGUCGGCUCUGCACCUUGGAAAGAAUGUCUGGCUUUACCCUGAGGAUUUUUGUGUUUUUUUCUCCCCAAGUGUGAACUUCCUAGUUGAAUUAAAUCAUAUGUCAAUUGUU
Messenger RNA from Psammomys obesus (fat sand rat), 879 nucleotides. RefSeq names its product INO80 complex subunit C (gene Ino80c). Bases 245 to 673 code for a protein of 142 amino acids. NCBI's taxonomy places the organism in Eukaryota, Metazoa, Chordata, Mammalia, Rodentia, Muridae. The record is from RefSeq and is a predicted model, not a curated record. The transcript is spliced from 5 exons. Gene Ontology annotation, cellular component: Ino80 complex. Gene Ontology annotation, biological process: chromatin remodeling.